AUGGCUAGCCGGUUUGUGAAUCUCGCGGUCAAGCACAUGAACGGCCGCCAUAUUCCUUUCAGCAUACACCGUAUUAAUCCGGCAGAUUUCUUUUACCCAACCGGAUCGCCAGUUCCCAAACAAGGUUCAGCUUUUGUACCACCGGACGAAAUUCAGCUGCCUCCGGCCACCAUCGCCUUCGACUGGCCCUCCCGGCAGGGCCAACCCUGCUCAAUGGAUUUCAUGGCCUUCGGCGCCAACCGGGAUAAGAUCGUCGCCGUGGACAGCAUAGGGUGCUCCUACCUUUACGACGCUCCCGUACGCAGUAUCAGCACCAAUAUGCCCAUGAUGCCCACGUGCAUGCUACAACCCAUGUCCAUUGCUGUCGGUGACAACGGCCUGUUAGUUAUGAGUAAAGCCGAUCACCAGUUCGUGGCUCUGAAUGAUGGCUGCGACCCCAAUUCCAGAUAUUUAUUACCAAUGUCUGGCUGGUACUGGCAGUCCCUCAAGCCGCCUCCCUUCCCCAGCCGCUCCUACCACCAGAACGAGAAAGGCAGUCACCAUCCAUUUGAAGUCAGCUCUUACACGGUAGUUGGCAAUUCACAGUUCUGGGUGUCCACAGUGGGUGCAGGCACGUUUUCCUUUGAUAUGAACAGCGGUGCGUGGAUGAAGGCUGGCAAUUGGGAGCUGCCAUUCAGAGGUCGUGCCGAGUAUGUCCCCGAGCACAAUCUCUGGUUUGGCAUGUUUGGCAAAGACGACCAGCUUUGCGCAUCUGACCUCAUUGCCGUGUCCGCAGUGAGCUCACCAGUGCCACAUAUACUUUGGAAAGAGCUGGUUUGGCCGAAAGAUUGGAAGCUCAGGUCGACCCACCUCCUGCCUCUUGGUUCUAGCAGACUCUGCAUUGCCAGGUUCUUCCUAACUUCAGAUGAUGACAAGGAAGAGAACAUGUCAGACUAUAAGCGCAGCACAACAAAUAAUUUUGGGGUGCUCACGGGGGUGGAAGUGGUGUCUGAUGAAGGAGGACUGCGCAUUAUCCAUCACAAGUCCAUUCGCUUCGAUUUCGGCCUCAGCAUUGCUAGUGUGCUGUGA
This is a messenger RNA of Triticum turgidum subsp. durum (durum wheat), 1068 nucleotides long. NCBI's taxonomy places the organism in Eukaryota, Viridiplantae, Streptophyta, Magnoliopsida, Poales, Poaceae. The record is from the annotation of a GenBank genome assembly.